Pectinophora gossypiella (pink bollworm) is the source of this 6083-nucleotide messenger RNA. It is a transcript of the gene ago, whose product is annotated as F-box/WD repeat-containing protein 7. Bases 507 to 3032 code for a protein of 841 amino acids. The record is from RefSeq and is a predicted model, not a curated record. The transcript has 13 exons. Lineage: Eukaryota; Metazoa; Arthropoda; Insecta; Lepidoptera; Gelechiidae. Gene Ontology annotation, biological process: proteasome-mediated ubiquitin-dependent protein catabolic process; ubiquitin recycling. Gene Ontology annotation, molecular function: ubiquitin binding. Gene Ontology annotation, cellular component: cytoplasm; nucleus.
ACGUUCCCACUGUCGGAGUCGUUUCAAUCGGCGGGACCGAGUAGCUGUUAAGUGCAAUAACGACACAUGUGAUUGUGCUUCCUGUAUUCACACACGCAAGACAAAACAGUCUUCAGUGACGAGGUGUACAGUGCUGCGCGUAAACAAGUAUCUUCCAGCUGCCAGCUGUUUAGAAGUGCAUCCUGAACAAACACACACUCCUCCAUAUGUUGUUAAUAAUCUGUUAUUCUCAGCUAUAUUGAUUGGAUUGGCCUUGAUUAUGACCUUGCUCUCCAAACUCUCUUGAAACUCCAAAUUCCACCUGAUGACAUGUAUGUUAUGGCUUUCUGCGAAUGCAUAUCAAUAAACUAUAUGUGCCUAUGCACUGUCAGGCAAAAUCAAUACCCUGAACCUAUACAUCAAUUUACACCUCCUAACUACCUAUGUCAGUGAAAACUGCAUUUGUGAUUUAUUGCUCACUAUCUAAAUUGUUAAAUUUUAAUUUGAUGAGUGUACAAUUGUAAAACAUGGAUGAAGUGACAUACUUUGUGUUCAGUAGGUACAGCAUAACAUCAUAUGCCCUACUAGCUCCUAUAGAAGAGAGAGCACUUCCAGAGGUUAGCAUGGAUCCAUCAUGCUCAAGAUCCAGCUGUGAUGUAUUAGAAGGGGCAAGUAGAGUUCACUUCGAAAGCAAUGCAGAGAUUAAGACUGAAAAUGACUCCGACACAGCAGACAAAGACGGCAAUGAGAAUAAUGGUAGACAACAAAUUGAUGACUUAGAACGAGAAGAUUUUGAUGAGGAGAAUAGGAUACUAAAGCAUUGUUCCGGUUUGGGCAUAGUUGAUGGCAAGCUAGGUGCCACAGCGCAUUUCUCAGGCAACCUCUCCAGUGCCAACUCUAGCUUGGCUUCCAGUUCAGAAACAAUAUCUACCUUCCCUCAACUCAUAGCUAACGACUUCAGUAUGCCGGGCUGCAGUAAAAGUGAUGACUGCGAAGACAGCAAUGCAACAAUCAAAAAUAUGAUCCAUUCAAGAAAAUACAUGGAUGAGCCUCGAAAAGAAGAAGUAUAUAAGCCUGAUUUUAUGCAGAAACUGUUGAGUAGCAACACAGAGGAGAAAAAAGAUUUUCCUAAGGGAAAGUUAUAUAAGGCUGAGACUGCGUGUGAGUUGGAGGGUGGUGAGAACUGUGAGCUGGAAGGAGUGAGCGGGCCCUCAGGGCGGACCAGCUCCAACGCGUCGAGCAUUGCGAGCACCAGUUCCGACAGCACUAAAGACUUCAGUGUACCUUCCACGUCCAAUGCGGAGAAACUGCUCGGCCUAGGCAACUGCAGCGGGAAAAACGAAUCAAGCAGCUCUAAAUCAUCGAGCUAUUAUUGUGAUGGGGAUGAUGAUUCAGACGAUGAUAUGAAUGAAGAUACGUGUUGCACUUGCCUGUCUUCUCACGAGGAUGACGACGAUGAUGACGAGCCAGAACCUGACGAAAGACUCUGGAGGAAAAGACGCUAUGAGCCUCCACCGCCGCAGUCCAUGAAGAAGUUCUGCUCGGAAGGGUCCAUCGGCUCAUCCUCAGACGUGGCGUGGUCCCCAGGUGGCUCCGCAGUCGUGCAAGGACCGCCAGACAUGAAGCAGUGGCUUAACAGAUUCCAAUCAUGGUCGAACGGGGAGAAGAUCCAAGCGAUCGACGCGCUGAUCCGGCGCUGCGACGCGAGCCACGUUCGCCAUAUGAUGAAAGCUAUAGAGCCGCUUUUCCAACGCGACUUCAUCUCGCUACUACCUAAGGAGUUGGCGCUCACAGUGCUAGCAUAUCUCCAACCAAAAGACUUACUGCGUGCCGCGCAGACUUGCCGCUAUUGGAGGUUCCUAGCCGACGACAACCUGCUAUGGAAGGAGCAGUGUCGGCGCAUAGGCAUCACGACGCUCAAGAAAGUGCCUCGUUCGCUGCCGCGUUGCGCGUCUCCUUGGAAGGCGGCGUACAUGCGCCAGUACCUGAUUGAGAACAACUGGCUGCAUAAGCCGGUGAACAACCCCAUAGUGAUGCGUGGCCACGAUGACCACGUGAUCACGUGCCUGCAGUUCUACGGGAACCGCAUACUCAGCGGCAGCGACGACACCACGCUGAAGGUGUGGUCGGCCGUCACUGGAAAGUGCCUGCGAACGCUGGUGGGGCACUCGGGCGGGGUGUGGUCGUCUCAGAUGGUGGGGGACCUGGUGAUUAGCGGCUCCACGGACCGGACGCUGCGCGUGUGGAACGCCAAGACCGGGCAGUGCCUCAAGGUGCUCGCCGGGCAUACCUCCACCGUACGCUGCAUGCAUCUCUACCAGAACAGGGUGGUAUCGGGGUCCCGCGACGCGACGCUGCGCGUGUGGUCGAUCCCCGACGGACGCUGCUUGCGAGUGCUGGUCGGCCAUCUUGCGGCCGUGCGGUGCGUGCAAUACGACGGCAAGGUGGUCGUCUCCGGCGCCUACGAUUACUUCGUUAAGGUCUGGAACCCCGAGACCGGCGAGUGCCUCCACACCCUCGCUGGACACACCAACAGGGUCUACAGUCUGCAGUUUGACGGUAUCCACGUGGUGAGCGGUUCUCUCGAUACGUCGAUCCGUGUGUGGGACGUGGAGUCUGGGCAGCUGAAGCACACGCUGACCGGCCACCAGUCGCUCACCUCCGGCAUGGAGCUGCACCAGAACAUCCUCGUCUCCGGCAACGCUGACUCCACCGUCAAGGUUUGGGACAUCACCACCGGACACUGCCUGCACACGUUGUCAGCAGGCCCCAACAAGCACCAGUCGGCGGUGACGUGCCUGCAGUCGAGCAACAGGUUCGUGAUCACGUCAUCGGACGACGGCACCGUGAAGCUGUGGGACGUGCGCACCGGCGAGUUCAUCCGCAACCUGGUGGAGCUCGGCUCGGGGGGCUCCGGCGGCGUCGUGUGGCGCAUCCGCGCCUCCGCCACCAAGCUCAUCUGCGCCGUCGGCUCCCGCAACGGCACCGAGGAGACCAAGCUCCUCGUGCUCGACUUCGACGUGCCCGGCGCCUGCCGCAAGUGCGACGAAUAGCAUCGACUCAACCGGCGCCUGCUGCGUCGCUAUGCCAACCUGUACGCGCCUUGGCACUGCUAGGCCUCCCCCGACACCAACGGCACGAGUCAAAGACUGGAUCACAAACCCGCGACGUAAACACGAACCUGGGCGGAAAUUGUCGUUUUUGACUUGGCAAGUUAGCCUACACUACCCACAAUAACAUCAACUUACAAUUGCUUAUCGAGUUGAAAAAAUAUUGUUGUUUUGUUCCCAUUUCAAUGGAGAAUAAAAACUAAAAGCUCAAAUGUUGAGUGUUCUUAAUUUUUAACAGUGUGUGUAUAUUUUAUCGUAUGAACCUAUUUACUUCUUAAAAUUUUUAACAGCUCGCGAAACAUAUUUUACAUUUUGUCAUAUAAUAUUUUGGUGUACAGUCCCUUUAGUGUAUGCAAUUGUAAGUUGUCUGUAACAGUCCCUAAUCGCUGUUGUGACUAUUGAAUCGUUUCUUGUAACAGUAUUACAUACAGUUUGACGGAAAAAUUGCGACGCGAAAGUUGGUACUGCUUGCUAUUUGAAGGUAUAUUUACAUGUGGGGUGAUUUAUUGGAAGUGCUCUGUUUGUCUCUCGUUUGUCCGUGAGGCUGACGUCACGUCGCGUCGCGUGUGGUGUCGAGGGUCGCGCCGCGUGCUCUAGUGGACGUCGCAACUGUUGAUACAAAGUCUACCCACCGGACUGCUAGGUGUGCGAGUGUUACUCUAAAGUGUUACGCCUGAUUUCGACGGCGCGGACUGAAAUACAAUAUAUACUUAUAGUUCAGUGUAUCUCCAGUAUCCACAUGUACUCAAGAUUACCUAUUUAUACAUUCAGUACCAUUACAAUACCAUAUUGUAGCCUCUAUUUAUAGUAUAAAAUUUGUUCAGUAGAUAAAAAUGGUGGCAGCCAUUUCCCAUUGCCAGAUUUCAAAUGCUUCAUUAUCCCAAAGAAUUAAAUGGAAAAUUGGAUUUUAGGUCGUAAUUAGGUUUAUGUUAUGUUAAGGUGCGUUUUAACUUUUGAUUAGUUUUAUUUUAGUUUUCGAUUGUUGUGCCGGGUGGUUCGAUCAGUGGCGCGAUGUGUCCGCGGCGAACGUGAGAUCUGUACUUUAUUAUAGUGUCGUAUUACCGAAUUUCAACAUCUAUCGGGAUAUCAAUCUUCUCGUUUGUGAUCGACUAGAAUUUCAACAAAUUAAUUGGCUUUGUGAUUUUGCACGAUUGAUGUCGGAGUUAGACAACAAGGGGUCUAAAAAGGCCGGAUUGCAGCAAUUCAUCUAAAAAAACAAUGUUGCUGUUUGACAUUGCGCUUUUAUUUUUUCAUGCGCUGAGCACAAGGCCCCAGUCACUUGCUCGUCAACACACUACAAUAUGCGUGCUCGCUGUGGACCGCCGCAUCUGAUCACAACUACGCAAUAUAUUCAUUGAAAAAAUAAUUUGUGCACUGUAAUUGUUUAAAAUAAUUAAUCAUCAUUGAAUUCAACGAAUGCGAUUUUAUUUCUUACAUUAUAACAUUGAAUAAAUAUGUGAUUAUUUAUCGGACUGCGGACGUGAGAUGGUAUUUAGUACGAGAACAUCUUCUGUAAAUUUCAUAAUACGCGUAAAAUAUUUAAUCUUGGUCUCAAAAAUAUUUUUUGCGAUAAUUAGCACGGAUGUCCAUUUAGACGAUUGCAAAGUAACACCGUACCAUCUUACUGCAUGCAACAUUAUAUUGCCAAUUAUUUAUUUUGUACUUUUUUCGUUUGUAAUGUCCUAAUACUUGUAAGUGAUUUUCCAUUUAUGUUAUUGUGUCUUAUUUAAUUAAUUGCAUAUAUCAUUAUUGAAAGGCCAGCAAUUUUAUCACUAAACAUUUUUAAUAGUCUCUUAAGGUAAUUUUAACAUAUGUCUAAAUAAUGUAAACGUAAUAACAUUUCAGACUUCGAAUAAUACCGAUUUAAGCUAUUAACUUUUCAUGUAAUUGAAGGUGGUAGAAUGCGCAAACGCAAGUAAAAUAAUUGAACACAAGCUAUAGUCGGCAAGUGGCUCCGCAAACUCACUAUGGCCGUGUUUGAAUAAUUGUUGUGUAUAUAUAUAAUAUUAAUAUUGUGUGAUCACUGACGGCGCGCUGUAUCGUCGCCUCUUCUAUAUUAGCUGAUCUAAUAAAUAAUUAAACAAAGACUGAAAGCAUAGGUAUAGUGUAAUAUUUAAAGUAUUGAAUGUAGUUACUUGUGUACUACCAAACAUCACACUGCUGUAUGUCUUUGUCGACUUGCAUAUCUUAUCGGUUUUAAUUAAACAAAAUGUUAUUAGUUAGGUGUCCCCCGAGCGAGUGACCGUGAACACUGUGCAAAGUGUGGUAACCUUAACAUUCACCGGCUCAGCGUGUUGAAGGUCAUUCGGGCGGGGAUGCGCCAGCGAUGGGGCCGCGACCCCCUUCAGUAAUAUUUGAACAUUUCACUUAGUUACGGUGUUUAGUUUAAGAAUUUAAUGUAGUUCUCUUGAAUAUUCCAAUUGGCAACAGUCGAACCCAAGACGAGUGGACUUGCAUUAGUGUAGUUGUUUUUGAUAUGUUAUUUUUAUUAAUAUGACAACUGAUAGCCAGUGUCAUUGUAUUCGUUAAUUAAGUCUCAAUCGUUUUGGUCUACGAGGCAAACUGGCAACUCCACCUCGUUAAAGGGUUCCCAUUUUGUAAUUGAUGAUUAUACACUCAAUAUGAAACACAAAAGAAAUUGUAUUCGAACUUAACUCACCAUGUAGUAGUAUUAAACAUUGUAACCAAUCGUAUAUCCGAUGUAUCUCUCGACAGUCUUGAUUGACGAUAUCUGGGUGGCUAAUAAAUAAAAAAACAGGUUGUUUCAAUCACUGGAAUGGUUUUAAUUUGGACCAUUCUUGGUCGGCUUCCAUUGUGGUUGUAAAGGAAUCAGUGGCCGUGACGCCGUCUGCGGAGGUUCCGUGUACAUCGUGGCUACGACUUCGCGGCCAUUACACUUGUUUCUAGUUGUAACAGUUCUUUUUCACAUCCUAAUUUGGCUUAAUUUGUAAUUUGAGUUAUAAUAGUGAUUAAAUCCAAUUGUUUUCAAGUUUU